Molecule: messenger RNA, 253 nt
Organism: Diabrotica balteata
Lineage: Eukaryota; Metazoa; Arthropoda; Insecta; Coleoptera; Chrysomelidae
Source: the annotation of a GenBank genome assembly
AAUCAAAUAUGAAGAUAUUUCUGUUUAUUCAUCUGUAUUUGUGCCUGACAAUCUUGAUGAACGUUUUACCAGCAAGAGCAGAAAUACCUUGUCUUUGCAACAGAGUAUAUGCUCCAGUUUGUGGUACAGAUGGAAAGACGUAUGACAGCCAAUGUGAUCUUAAUUGCGAAGUGGAGACUGAUCACAGUUUAGAAAUUAAACACUUUGGAGAAUGUGAAUGAGGAUAAAUUUAUAAAUCGUAACUAUAGUUUGG